AUGUCCAUUACUGAUAUUAAGAGAGCACUUAUUGUAGUUGAUGUACAGAAUGAAACUAUUGAUGCUUCAAAGUCUGCUGGUAUUCCUGUUGUGGCCGUCCAACAUUUCUUCCCAAGUACCUUCCCAGUGUUUGCCCCCGAUACACAUGGAGUUGAACUACAUCCUGUUGUUACCUCACGUGGCUACGACCAUCUUGUAAAGAAGGGCAAGGCCAGCAGCUUCGUUGACACCGACCUCAAGGAGUACCUUCUGUCCAAGGGUGUCAACACAAUCACCAUCGUUGGAUACAUGACACAUAACUGCAACACGGCCACUGCUCUACAAGCUGCCCAUGAAGGUCUGUUCAAUGUUGAGUUCAUCUCUGAUGCCUCUGGUUCAUUGCCAUACUCCAACUCUGCUGGAUCUGCCACCGCUGAGGAGAUCCACCGUGCCUUCACCGUUGUCCUACACUCUGCCUUUGCUGCCGUCAUCACCACCGACCAAUGGUUGUCCCUUGUCAGCUCCAAGCAAGCUGCCAAACCAGGAAACAUCGUCGAGUCAUACAUGCAAGGAAUGGCAUUAGCAUCCGGUUCAAGGAAGUAA
Messenger RNA from Acytostelium subglobosum LB1, 582 nucleotides. RefSeq lists its product as hypothetical. NCBI's taxonomy places the organism in Eukaryota, Evosea, Eumycetozoa, Acytosteliales, Acytosteliaceae. The record is from RefSeq and is a predicted model, not a curated record. The transcript has 2 exons. Bases 1 to 582 code for a protein of 193 amino acids.